AUUUCAUUUGUUUAUUGAAUCAAACUUUUUGUGUCAAAACAAUUGAUAAUAAAUGGCGCGAAGACUGUCACCAAAUGAGACCAAUUGAUGAGAUAUUAGUUGCUAUAAUAGACACCAAUUGACAGGUUAUGGCGGAAAAGCCCGAAGACUUCAAUAUGCCGUCUAAUGUGGUCGCGAAGAUCAUCAAAGAGUCGCUGCCCUCAGGAGUGAACGUGAGUGCGGACGUGAGGAGCGCCGCCUCCAGAAGUGCGUCCAUUUUCAUCCUAUAUGUGACCACUUGUGCCAACUCUAUAGCCAUCGCU
Molecule: messenger RNA, 302 nt
Organism: Medioppia subpectinata
Lineage: Eukaryota; Metazoa; Arthropoda; Arachnida; Sarcoptiformes; Oppiidae
Source: the annotation of a GenBank genome assembly